GUGCUAUGUGAUAAUUGAGGUUUUAGCUGAAUGAAAAACAAUGACUAAAUAAUGAUAAUAAUGCCACUCCCAUUGCAUUCCUUAAGGAAUUAAGUGAAGAAAUAGGUAUCUGUUGGUAAACACAAUUGACAUGAGAUUUUCUAGCAGGUGAAACCAAAGACAUAACAAGAUCUAAAUGGAAAAUUAUUUAAAACAAUUAUAAGUUUGGUGAAACUUAAUUCUCUCCUAAUCCUUGAUCAUUCUUUUCGCUUUUUUGCACUUUCUUAAUGCUUAAUUAAUCCCAUAAUUUCUCUACUUAAACCCCAACAUUAAACUUCUCUAGAUCACCCAUUAGUUUGUUCAUUGUUGCAGUAUUUUGUAGCAAAUUAUUCGAAUGGCGGGAAGCAUCGACAUGAAUAUACACUCGGUUGAAUCAAACGGCAUCAAAGAUCAGAGCUUUCAAAAACCGGGAGUCGAUUCAAGAGGACUUAUUAUCCCCUCAAAGAUACCAAAAGCUAUGCACUUGAUUGUCCCACCGGCUAAUGGAGAGCCCACCCGAAGGCCCCGUGGCAGGCCUGCUGGGUCGAAGAACAAGCCCAAACCGCCCAUUAUCAUCACAAGGGAGAGCCCAAACACACUAAGUGCCCAUGCCAUGGAGGUGAGCUCGGGAUGUGAUGUAAACGAAAGCUUGAUCACAUUUGCGAGGAAGAAGCAAAAAGGAGUGUCCAUACUCAGUUGUACAGGAUAUGUAACCAAUGUCACUCUAAGGCACCCGACCUCCUCAGGCCCGAAUGCCAUUGUGACUCUUCAUGGUCGAUUCGAGAUUCUGUCUCUCCUCGGAUCAAUUCUUCCACCACCAGGAGUUACGGGACUUACACUUUACUUGGCGGGCCCUCAGGGACAGGUUGUCGGUGGGGGAGUGGUUGGUGCCCUCAUUGCCUCUGGUCCUGUGGUUAUUAUGGCUGCUACUUUUAUGAAUGCUUCUUUUGAUCGUUUACCGAUUUGUGAGGAGGAUAAUGAAGCUGCAGCUCAGAACCAAUGUUACCCGAAUAAUCGUCGUCAUCACUACCAACAUCUCGAUGUAUCUGACAUAUGUGGCGUUCCCCAGAAUUAUAUAGCCAAUGGAAGGGCUUUGAAUCCUGAAGUUUACUCCUGGGCAUCUGGAAGAACAUUGGCAAAGACCUGAAGCUGGAAAUAGAAGGUUUACUACUUCACAUGUCAUUGGUUUCAGAUCUUUUACUAGGAAGAGUCUAUUCCAAGAAGUUUAUGACUUAAUUAUAACUUUAUCCCUGAUGUAAUGAUUCAACAUUUUCAGAGAUGGCAUAAUUAUUGAGAUUAAAUUUUGCAGCUGUUUUUUAUAAUUCAACAAUUCUUGCACAAUCCACAUUCAAAAUAAGGGACAAACAAAAUCCACAUAAAAAAUUCUUGUAUGAGAUGGUCUCACCGUGAGACAUGCCUCAUACUUGGGUUAAAAAGCCCAAUAAUAGAAACUUUUAGCUUAUGGGCUUAUUGUUUUGAGGUUGUUUCACCGU
Molecule: messenger RNA, 1511 nt
Organism: Amaranthus tricolor (Joseph's coat)
Lineage: Eukaryota; Viridiplantae; Streptophyta; Magnoliopsida; Caryophyllales; Amaranthaceae
Product: AT-hook motif nuclear-localized protein 16-like
Exons: 1
Coding region: 374-1165 (263 amino acids)
Biological process (GO): vegetative to reproductive phase transition of meristem
Cellular component (GO): nucleus
Molecular function (GO): minor groove of adenine-thymine-rich DNA binding; DNA-binding transcription factor activity
Source: RefSeq, a predicted model, not a curated record